AAUCUACUUCCCGUCUGCUCAUGUGAUAUGUGUUUUCUAUAUCACACAGGGGGGUUGGCACGUUCUGAAACAACUGCAAUCAUAUACGACCCUUGGGCUUUUUACUUAAUAACGUGAUAUAGUGUCUCGCUGAGACAAGUUAUGGCCAGCAAGUACCCGAUAGUGGUGCAGGGCGAGGCGUCUGAGACCGACUCCGAUGAUGAAGUCUACAUCACCUCCCUGUCUGCUCCACAAAUCGCCUCAGUAGGAGCCAAGGUUCCGGGGGAGGCGUCGGAAACGGACAGUGAUGGCGAGGAGGAGCAGGCGCCGCGAGCAUCUGCACUGGUCCAUGACAGCAGUCAGAUACUAAAGAGAGACCUGCCGCCUCUCAUCGUCGUCAGAGACCACCCUGGUAUACAGUCAGUAGUGGAAGACGGACCCAGCCCGACACACAGGCCCCAUGGUGACACCCUAUUACAACAAAAGCUGCAGGAGUCUAACAGCCGGCUGUGUAUGGACGUUACGCAGACUUUACGACACGUCUAUGGCAACGCCAGCAAGGAGGUGCGCACUGCCACAGCUCAGCUGAACACGUCCCAGGCUGCUAUCAUCAGUGCGUCUCACAGCAUAAGAUUAAUCCUGGAUGACCUGAAGGCUGUCUCUGAGAAGAUUGAUAUCAUCACCAGCUGUCAAAUACUGCCCGAUAUUAACAUUAGUACUCCUAAUUAUUGUAGCGGUCCUGUACAAAACUAAUCGAGUUUUGUAAAUGUAAAAGCUUUAGUAAAUGUAAAAGCUGUAAAUAAUUGCACCUCAAUAAUGUACAGUACUAGAUGUAGGAAUAAACAUACUGAAAAAUAAAUAUGGCAUGGAAAUAAUA
Messenger RNA from Betta splendens (Siamese fighting fish), 856 nucleotides. It is a transcript of the gene bloc1s3, whose product is annotated as biogenesis of lysosomal organelles complex-1, subunit 3. Gene Ontology annotation, cellular component: BLOC-1 complex. The record is from RefSeq and is a predicted model, not a curated record. The coding region runs from base 142 to 732 and encodes 196 amino acids. NCBI's taxonomy places the organism in Eukaryota, Metazoa, Chordata, Actinopteri, Anabantiformes, Osphronemidae. The transcript is spliced from 5 exons.